AUGUCUAAUUCGGUUGCUGCCAUCCUUCGCACUAUUCUUCAGCCUGCUACUGGCCUAAGCAGCGAAUUAUCUACUGCUUUUAUAUCGCUAGGAUCUGUCGUCGAUCAAAUGAAGGCAAAACAGGAGUCGAUGUCAAGGGAAAUCGAACAAGUGAGAAGGAUGACACGAACCAACUGGAUAAUGAUUGUCAAUCUACCCUUGCCCUUCGGAAUGUCCAAGAGCAACGCUGUGCAGCAGCUUUUCGAAAAAUUGGCGUAUGGAAAACCAGUAUUCGACUCCGACAGGGAUAUUUUAGCGACCGAUAUGAUGUACGUGAAUAAAACCGGUGGUACUUGUAACUUAUCAAUUUUUCUCGCUCAACGUCACUUUGACCACGUGAUGUCAGCUGUUUUCCAAAAACAAAUCAUCACUUUGAACAAGAAGAUGCCUGUCGAUCAGAAGAUAACUAUUGGUCGAGUUUUGACACCUACUGAGAGAUGUGACUAUGAAACAUCCUGUGCUUGCAAAAGACUAAUAAUCAAGAAAAUGCUCGAAAAGAAGAAAGUAGAUUCGACUUCUCCUGUGUUUUUCGUCUUGGUCGACAAAAGGAAACUUUGUUUACGUAUUGAUAAAGAGUAUAUCACUGUGGGCGAUGCAUCCGUCCGUUUCGGCAUUAGUCUCGAUGAGAUAGAGGAGGAAAAGAGGAAACACUCGUCUACCGCGAAGGCGCGACCCGACAGAGGCGCAAACAAGAGACCCGCCGGGGCAGCUGUGGGUCCUGAUUCUAAAGCCGCGAAACUUAUUCCUUUGAACCGAGAAAGUAAUUAA
Messenger RNA from Cylicocyclus nassatus, 807 nucleotides. NCBI's taxonomy places the organism in Eukaryota, Metazoa, Nematoda, Chromadorea, Rhabditida, Strongylidae. The record is from the annotation of a GenBank genome assembly.